CUUUUCUUUCUCUUCCCCUUUAUUUUUCACUUCUUUAACCUCAAACUUUCUUCAUCUCUAGUCUGUCUCUACUCUCUACCUAAGUGUGAGUGUGAUUUAUAAAUGGGAAGGGGAAAGAUAGAGAUUAAGAGGAUAGAAAACACAACAAACAGGCAGGUCACGUUUUGCAAGAGAAGGAAUGGAUUGUUGAAGAAAGCUUAUGAAUUAUCUGUGCUUUGUGAAGCUGAUAUUGCUCUCAUCGUCUUUUCCAGCCGCGGCCGUGUUUAUGAAUUCUCCAAUAAUAACAACAUACGAUCGACUAUUGAGAGGUACAAGAAAGCUUACACUGAUGGUGAAAACUCUGCUACCGAAAUCAACGCCCAAUUUUACCAGCACGAAUCUGCAAAGUUAAAGCAGCAAAUACAAAUGAUGCAGAACUCCAACAGAAAUCUAAUGGGAGAUUGCUUGAGUUCAUUGACUAUUAAAGAGUUGAAGCAGGUGGAGAAUAGGCUUGAGAAAGGCAUCUCUAGAAUUAGAUCCAAAAAGCACGAAUUGUUACUGGCUGAUGUCGAGUUCAUGCAGAAAAGGGCAGAAGAGCUGGAGCAUGAAAACUCAUUUCUGCGAGCUAAGAUUGCAGAAGUAGAAAGGGUGCAACAGGCAGAGCUAAAUAUGGUGGCAAGUACAAGCGGGAUUAUGGAAGUUUAUGUUGGGCAACAAGACAUCGUUGCAGAAAACAUCCUAAACAAUUGCUCUCAUUUUGGUCAGCCGGAAAAGAAGUUUCUUCAUCUUGGCUAAUUAUAGCUCAGUCAUGGUUGCUAAUUAUAUCCUACAAGUAUUUAUUUAUUUUUCUUAUGGUUUGACACUAAUCGAUAAGCUAUCGCCCCAACAGAAUGAUACUCUUGGGUUAUGCAUGUUUGCUAUAUUUGUGUGCUAAUAAUUAAGUAGCAGUUGUAGCCAGCUGUACUUUAUUUAUUAUACUUAUAUACUUCUAUCAUAGAGCUCAC
Messenger RNA from Amaranthus tricolor (Joseph's coat), 983 nucleotides. RefSeq names its product agamous-like MADS-box protein AGL11. The coding region runs from base 103 to 774 and encodes 223 amino acids. The transcript has 8 exons. Gene Ontology annotation, molecular function: RNA polymerase II cis-regulatory region sequence-specific DNA binding; protein dimerization activity; DNA-binding transcription factor activity, RNA polymerase II-specific. NCBI's taxonomy places the organism in Eukaryota, Viridiplantae, Streptophyta, Magnoliopsida, Caryophyllales, Amaranthaceae. Gene Ontology annotation, cellular component: nucleus. The record is from RefSeq and is a predicted model, not a curated record. Gene Ontology annotation, biological process: positive regulation of transcription by RNA polymerase II.